AUGUUGGGUUUUAGGAAUUUGAUUUUGUUAUUAUCAGGCUUUCACUACAUCGCUUCUAUUGAUAUCACCGAGAAUACAUUCACCACUAACCAAGGAGCUACACAAUGGGGUGCCUCAAGCGUUGCAGCAGGUGUGUUUUGGGCCAUCACUCAAGAUGGAAAUGUGGAUUUCAACGGGAAUUUGAUUCUUCAAGGGGAUUUAUUCAUCAGAGGUACUCCCGAGCUAUUAGGAUUCACCAUCACUGUUUCUGAUCUUUUAGCUACCACUUUAGUUAAUGGGAAGUGGAUUAUAGAUUCGAGAGGAACAAAUUACUACCCUUAUUAUAGGGUUGUUUCCCAGACUUUUCAAAACAAUGGUCAAAUUUACUGGAUAGGAAGUGAUUGGUAUGGAGCUCCUUAUAUGGAAAUCGGAUCUGCAAAUUGGGAUAACACUGGUUCCAUCAAAUUUGAAGAUGAUGAUUACACUAGCGGUGUAGUUCAUUUGGGUCUGUUAGCUGGUUCGAUAACCAAUGAUGGUUCCAUAUGUAUUGUUCGUAUGGAUUAUACCCAAGAGAAUACCAUUGCUGGGGAUGGUUGCUUUGAUAUUGGUAAUGAUGGGGUAGUAGUGUUUGGAGAUGGUUUUGAUAAUGCCGGUCAAAAUAUUUACUUUUCUGAUGACGGUGGUAGUUUAACGGUCACUUUGGAUUCAGUAAAUCGAGAUCUUCUGGUCUUUGGUUUCGGUGGUACCAAUACAAUAGGAUUGAACCAGGCUAUUGAUUCGUUUGAUUAUGAUACGGACUCAGGAAUCUUAACCUUGGUGUCUUCAGGAACUUCAUUCAAUUUUGAUAUUGGUGUUGGUUAUGAUGAAGCGUUAUUCACCCAGGUCAGUUCGAGAUUACCUACUGGCCAAACAGUAGAUAAUGGAGGAAUUCAAUAUUCGGGCGAGCCAGUGAAUGAUACUAGACCUAAUAAUUGUGUCGGAUGUCCUGACGAUCCUGUUUUCCCUGAAGAGAAUACUAGUUCAGAGGAAAGUUCAAGUAGCUCAGAAGAAAGCUCGAGUAGCUCAGAGGAAAGUUCAAGUAGCUCAGAAGAAAGCUCGAGUAGCUCAGAGGAAAGUUCAAGUAGUUCAGAGGAAAGUUCGAGUAGUUCAGAAGAAAGUUCAAGUAGUUCAGAGGAAAGUUCAAGUAGUUCAGAGGAAAGCUCGAGUAGUUCAGAAGAAAGUUCAAGUAGUUCAGAGGAAAGUUCAAGUAGUUCAGAAGAAAGUUCAAGUAGCUCAGAAGAAAGCUCGAGUAGUUCAGAGGAAAGUUCAAGUAGCUCAGAAGAAAGCUCGAGUAGCUCAGAGGAAAGUUCAAGUAGCUCAGAAGAAAGCUCGAGUAGCUCAGAGGAAAGUUCAAGUAGUUCAGAGGAAAGUUCGAGUAGUUCAGAAGAAAGUUCAAGUAGUUCAGAGGAAAGUUCAAGUAGUUCAGAGGAAAGCUCGAGUAGUUCAGAAGAAAGUUCAAGUAGUUCAGAGGAAAGUUCAAGUAGUUCAGAAGAAAGUUCAAGUAGCUCAGAAGAAAGCUCGAGUAGUUCAGAGGAAAGUUCAAGUAGCUCAGAAGAAAGCUCGAGUAGCUCAGAGGAAAGUUCAAGUAGUUCAGAGGAAAGCUCGAGUAGCUCAGAAGAAAGUUCAACUAGCUCAGAAGAAAGCUCGAGUAGCUCAGAAGAAAGUUCAAGCUCUGAUAAAUCCAGUUCAAGCUCAGAAGGGUCGAGUUCGGCCUCAGAGGGAUCAAGUUGGAUUUCAGAAGUGCCUAGCUCCAGUUCAGAAGUACCGAGCUCAAGCUCUGGAGGGUCGAGCUUUGAAGAAUCCAGCUCUAGCUUUGAAGUGUCGUCCUCAAGAUCCAGUUCUCAAGAGCCAAGCUCGAACUCAGAAGCUUCGAGCUCGGGAACAUCAAGUUCGAGUUUGGAAGAGUCUAGUUCAAGUCUGGAAGAGUCCAGUUCGAGUUCAGAAGAGUCCAGUUCGAGUUCAGAAGACUCUAGUUCGAGUUCAGAAGAACCAAGCUCGGAAAGAUGGAGUUCAACCUCUGGAGUGCCGGAUUCAAGCUUUGAACAAUCGAGUUCCAACAUGGAAUCAUCAGAAUCUUCACGAGUGGUCACUUCAACACCUUCUGAAUCCUCAGCUUCUUCGAAUGUUACAGAAACGACCGUCGAAUCCUCUUCAAGCAUGGUGGAUUUCAGCUCCAAUUCAGAACCAUCUGAAAGCUCAGAGCGUGGUUCAAGUUCACAAGCGGCUUCAUCUGAAUCAUAUGAAAGCACAGAGAAUACGAGUUCAGAGACACCCAUUCCUACCGAUUCUUCAUGGUCUUCGUACAUAUCAACUUCUGCCGACCCUGUGUGUCCCGAAUGUUCUUCCACCUCCUCGUGCCCAGAUUGCAUUCCUUGCUCCGAUUGUUCAGCUGAGCCUACUGAUACUACUACUGAUACUACCACUGGUACCACUACUGAUACAAAGACUAGUACAACCACCAACACAGAUUGCCCUGAAUGCACAGAGUUUACCACCAGCUUUACUUCAACCAUGACUGAUGGAGAAAUCAUCACCGGUGAUAUUGAAGUGAUUGUGACCACUUCUAAUGGGGUGUUGACUACUAAAUCCACCACCAGAGAUGAAAAAUGUGUUAAUUGUAUCACGGGAAUUUCCACAACUAUUAUCACUGUUACUUCUUGUUCAGAUGGUGGUUGUACUGAGAGUCCUAUCAUCACAGGAUUGACCACCAUAACAGAAGACUCCACCACUUUUACCACUUUUUGUCCUUUGACAACCGAAAUACCCCCCAGUGUCUCAACUACGGUAUUGUUCAUAAGUUCAUGUGUCAAGGAUGUGUGUGGACAUCAAGCUGUGACAUCUGGAUUCACUAUUGUAUCUGAGGAAAGCACAACAAUUACUAAAUUUUUCCCCAUCGAAUCGAAUAUUCAACCAUGGGCUAGGUCUUCCACGAAGAUACCAUCGCUGAAUACAAUUGUUCCACAAUCAGUUUCUACGAUUUCAUCACCGGCAACCGCUUCAAUACCACCCAAUACAGUCUCACAAGUGGGAUCAGCCUCUAAAUUGAUGUUGCCAUUAUUACCGUUGUUUGCUUUCAUGUUGUUAUAG
Yamadazyma jaroonii is the source of this 3105-nucleotide messenger RNA. The record is from the annotation of a GenBank genome assembly. Lineage: Eukaryota; Fungi; Ascomycota; Pichiomycetes; Serinales; Debaryomycetaceae.